Molecule: messenger RNA, 5412 nt
Organism: Mycena citricolor
Lineage: Eukaryota; Fungi; Basidiomycota; Agaricomycetes; Agaricales; Mycenaceae
Source: the annotation of a GenBank genome assembly
CCGACCUGGCGCCACGCGUUUUGAACGCGGCGCCCCAAGAGCGCCUCUAGAAGCCGGCUGUACCUUAGCCAUGGCCGACAUGUCUAACAGGCCAGACGGGUCGGACACGACGGCACAAGCCCUUGUACAACUGGUCCCAGUGACGUCAGACUAUCACGACCAUUGGCAAGCCAUUUCUCACAUCUCGAAUCAAGUUGUGCUGUAUAAUCCAACCUCUCAUGCGCUCACAAUACAACACUCCUCGCGAGAAGCGUUGCACAUCUCUGCCUCGGCCUGUCCAUACUGCAAACGGCCGCUUCCAGACGAUGUCGAAUUACCGGAGGAGACUCUUAGCGAGGAUGGGUCAACAUUCAGAGCGCACAACUAUUUCCAGCUCCUCGCAGUCGCAAAUGAGACGUCUUCCCGGCCAUCUACUCCGACUUUACAUGGUCGCGAAGCAAGACCAAACGCCUUUGCAUCAGAGACCAUGGCAGAAGGCUAUUUCAAGGCUUUCUUCCAGGAAGAGUGUAGGCUGGGAAUGGGCGCUUCUGGGACAGUGUAUCUCUGCCAGCACGUUUUGGACGGGAACCCGCUCGGACAUUUCGCUGUGAAGAAGAUCGCAGUUGGAGAGUCUCACUCGUAUCUGCUCAACAUCCUCAAAGAAGUUCGGCUGUUGGAGCAGCUGCAGCAUCCCAACAUCAUAAGCUAUCAUCACGCGUGGCUUGAAACCUGUCAAUUCUCUGCUUUUGGCCCCCGAGUCCCAACACUGCAUGUGCUGAUGCAAUGGGCCGAGGGAGGCAGCCUGGACGAUUUCAUUGACGUUCGUUUGGGCAAGAGAUCCCCUCACGCGCAUAUCGAUCCCGCCGCGUUCACCAGCUCCAAUUCACCACCAGUGGAGGAUUCGGACACUCUUUCCCGCUCGGCUCGCAUCAGGGCCUUCCGGGAGUUCCAGAAAUUUUCUCCAGAACAACGUGAACGAAUCCGGGAAGAAUCAUUGCGUCACGGAACUCGGUCGACGACUUGGACCGCAGUCCAUCUUUUGAGCGCAGAAGAAGUCAAAAGUCUUUUUUCCGACGUUGUGGAGGGACUGGCGUUCUUGCACAAUAAAUCAAUUCUGCAUUUGGACCUCAAGCCAGGAAAUGUUCUUUUGACAUGGGACGAGGGAAGAUUGACUCCCCGAGCGAUGCUCUCUGACUUUGGUACUUCUCGGGAUAUGCUCAAAUCGUCCUCUCAGCGCUCUGGGAAUACUGGAACGCUUGAAUACUCCUCCCCAGAGUCAUUGCCUGCUCUCUUGACAGGCCGGUUGCAACCUGUUGAUUCGAAAUCCGACAUGUGGUCUCUCGGAAUGAUCUUGCAUAAGCUUCUGUUCUUGAAGUCGCCAUAUCUACAUGCCUCCGAUGAUGUCAUCAGAGACAGCAAUGUCGCAGAGGCAGAUAAGAUGGCCCGGCUUGAGAACGAGAUUCUCAAUUAUGCUGGUUUUCAAAGCGAUAAUGCACACACCAUCCAUUUCAGAACCCGUCAUCUGCCGCGUGCAUUUUUGAUUCUUCUUGAAACUCUUUUGCAUGUAAAGCCCUCGAACAGACCAUCCUGCGACCGUGUCGCUUUCGCUCUUCGUGAAGGCAAACUGGAUCCAGUGCCUUCGGCCACCGAGUCGAAUCUAAGCUCACUCAUACCAGCACCACAUCGCAGUGCGCCUCUCGAGCCUGAGGACAGUGAUGUUGCCAAGACUUCCAUUGACGAAGACCCUCCUCGUGUGAAUCCAAUCUUAAAGUCGCGACUGAUCUACUUGCGGACAUUCAAAUCCUGUCUUCUCAUAGCCAAGCUUCAUAUCUUUGUCUCAACUUCCUGGUCUGUGUCUAUGAAUCCGCUGGAGUAUGACGUAGGCUCGGACAUAUAUGCUCUGGCGACAGGGAAGAACGAUGAUGCGGCCGACUUGGUAGCUGUGGGGACUGACCAUUCAGUCACGGUCCUACUUCUUAGCCUAGAAAAUACACCCAGAGUGGUCGCGUCAUUCCAUGUUGGUGCGAAAAUAACUGCAUUGGCAUGGUCUCCUCGCUCUGUAUCUCCAUCAUUUAGUGACCAGUGGCUCUUGGAAAUUGCCGCCGCUAGCUCAGAUUUCGGCCUUCAUUUACUCACGAAAUCGGCAACGUCAGAAGAAGCGAUAUUCUCCUUCGGUGGAGGGCUCAGCGGGCAUCAUGGCCGAGUCAAUUGCAUGACUUUCUGUGGAGGGAGAGGAGAGGAUAGUACCCGAUACGUCGCAACGGUCUCAGACGACAAAAUGCUCAUGGUUUGGGACUUGUACCCGACAACGGAGACCUCAGGGCGUUUGUCGAGAUCGCCAGAAUCGCCAGGACUUUCAGAAGGCCGACUGCAACCCACUGCAUACGUUAUAUCAUUCCCCCAUUCAUUGGUGUCUGUUAGUUCCCAUCCAUCUUCAUCCAAGGAAUUCCUGGUCUCUGAUGUACGGGGAUCGUUGUUUUUAACCGAUUGGCGGUCUGAUCCAGAGGAUGAGUCUGAUGAGGGCUGGCGCAUUGUUGAUCUCGUUGAGCCGUAUGCGUUAGCCUCUACUGUCUCUGGGAGCUCUGUCGUCGGAGGCUGGGCAGCAUGGCGAAAUGACAAUCCAGACAUUAUCGGUGCCACAUAUGGCCCUCGAUACUCCUUAUGGGACAUCUCCAAGCUUCAGGGUGGCAAACCCAUCGGCGGAAGCAGUUUCCCCCAGAACGACCGGUUUCGAUGGUGCACGGUGAACCCUGAUUACUUUGCGACAUCGUCCCGCUCGCCUGGGAAAGGAGCUUUGAUCAAUGUGCAUAGUACUGUGUACUCCCUGCCCACCACUCUGACCCUUGCACCCCGACCUCAUUAUGUGCGAGAUUUUGACUGGAUGUCGAAGAGCGCCAACAUCGUAGCCGCAGUCGGCCGGAAAGUGAUAAUGACUGCUGUUCUUACUGAGGGAUAGCGCGUGGGGAUUACUAGUACAGAAGACAUUAUCGCUGUGAUUACAUGCACAAACUGCAGAUCUAUCGACGAAAGCAACACAAGGUUAGAGUCAAACAACAGGUCGAUGGCCGUAGGGCUGAGGAUGGACGUGAUAUGACAACUCGAAGUUAGGUUUGGAGUCAGCCGGACCACGGCUUUCGCCAAAGCCAAGUUCGAGGAACAUAUUUUUCCAAUAAUGAGCGUCCAAUUCGGACGCGUGGUGGAUCGAUGGAACAUAGGGGUCGGCAUGGUAGUUUGAUCCGUCCGGCGAAUACUCAUCCCUCGAGAAGCUGCUAAUGGGUGACGCUGUGAAGUGGUACGGCGGCGGCGCGCCGUGCGUUGGAGACACUUGCUGGGCAGGAUAGGAUGUGACUACGUCAUGUACAGAUCAAGGCUGCUCACAUAUGUGCUAUACUGACAAUGCACGCACCUUGUAACCUCGGAUCAAGCGGCAGAGGUUCGUAUCGGUCUGCUUCACUCCGUCUAGACUUGAAGAUGUCAUUGGCUAGGAGACUCCGGAGAAAGCGGGAGUGAUAGGCGGCAGAAGUCGAUGUCGAUGGGAAGCCUGCGGCUUCUGCAUAAGCAUCUGCAGUCUUUGAAAUGAGAGUGUGGAUCUCGUGAGCAGUCCCCUCAUGCAGCUCAGCCAGUGUAUUGGAGCUGCGCAAAAGCUAUUGGAUAGUCAGUCAGCUGAGAGACACGGGAAGGAUUGGACGAAUAUACUCUCAACAGAAACACGGCAGAGUAAGCUGACAUCACUGUUAUAGAAUCUUGGCCGUAUCGCUUUUUGAGUUUGUGAGAUGAGAUGCAGCAGCGUCGCACCACUUUACACUCACCAGCAUGCUCAUGGCCGGGAAGUCUUUUGAGACAAUGCGAAGCCCGUCCAAAGCACUGGUGCAGCACGCCGAUAAGGCUUGUAGACUGGGGCUAGCUCGACUCGACUGGGUUAUGGGGCGGAUAAGCUCCGGAUGUCGUGAAAUACUCAAGCUCCACUCACCGGAGAUAUCGAAUCCUGUAUCCCAAAACUGUUCAGGAAGAGGCGGACAUGCAAGCGGAAGAGAUUCAGAAAAGAGAAAUGGAAGGUUUCUCCGCCGGCUAGAUGGAAAUAAACAUCCAGCCAUCAGCAGAAUGAUGUAGAAAACAUGCCGCGCUUCAUUUCAUUGGACCAGGCAUCGGACCACUGUGUCAGUUUUCCGUUGCAAUUGCGUAGCACGACAUCGUAGUUGACAUCGUGGUGCGGUCCGUUGGAGAGACCCGGUCCCUUGGACGAAUAGAACAUGUCGGUGGUUUCAGACUAGGCCUGAUCAGUGGCGAAGUACGGCACAGUCAGCGCACUCACCGAUAGCCGCCUCAACUGCACAAAGGCAGCCACGAUCACAUCCUCGGGUCGAGGAGGAGCAGUGCCUUGCUCGUGCCACGUGAUUGCAUGCCGGACAAGGUCGUCCUCGGGAAGCAUCCAGCUGCGGCCAGUUUGGGUACUGAGACUGCGGUCGUGGAUAAACAACACAAGAUAUGUCCGUUCUCGGUUGCGGCGCUCUAGCUUGCUGAAUUCACUUUCAUUUGAUGGCGGUAUCGCCAGGUACCGAUUCAAGCCCAAUUCGACCGCCAUCCGACAUGCCUAAAGCGUGUCAGUACAUUGUCACCCGCGGGUCGACUUCGAGCUUACAUAUCCGAUGUACGUCCAUGUCCGCUGGAAAUGUGCAUCAGUCACAAUGAAGCUGAGAUGCUGCCCACUUACGUUGUCGUCGGGAUCCUUCCAAUACGUCAGGCAAGCGAAAGCUUGAACCACUUCGACACUUUUGAGUGCAUCCGCAAAGGCCCGAACAGCGAGCUCAUGGGCCAAUUUCUGACACGACUUGAAGAUCUCCGCUCGAAAGAACUUGGCCCCAGCCAUGAUCAAAGUCGUAAACAAAAAUGGGCAUUUCGACCGCACGUAUUGCACCGUGUGCAGGGCAGGGUCGAACAAGUUGAUGAAUGGAUUGAGGCGGAGAAACACGAGAUCGAAUAGGACUUUCGCCCCAUCUUCGUCUAGAAUCCCGGUGUUGAUGGGAUCGGAGUAUGAAGUUGGUCGGGUGGUGGCAGGUGGCGAGUAUGAAGGACGACUGGGUAACGCGACAACUGCAGAUGAGCUUUCGGUAGGAUUGAGAAUGGUUCGGAAGAAUGAAUUGCGCUGGUUCUCCUUGCGGAUGAGCUUGGCUGGGAAUAACGCGCGAUGCUCCGAGUCUGCUUCGUCGUCCUCGUCCAUAUCCAUGUCAGGCCGCGAAGAUCCAGCAUUUGCAUACUCUCCAGGCAAAGUGAUGGGUGGCAGCUCGUUAUUCGUAAAAUGUGUGUUCGGCGCCGCAUAUUCUCGUGGAUAUAUUUCGCGGCCAUCGGCGGGGAAACCCUGAUCGACGACCUGCGCUUUCAAUUUCGCACUGUGGAGCCCUCGCUCCAGACGUCGGAGCAUCUUCGAUGCCUCAG